Messenger RNA from Pogoniulus pusillus (Red-fronted tinkerbird), 11485 nucleotides. RefSeq names its product tau tubulin kinase 2 (gene TTBK2). NCBI's taxonomy places the organism in Eukaryota, Metazoa, Chordata, Aves, Piciformes, Lybiidae. Gene Ontology annotation, biological process: peptidyl-serine phosphorylation; cilium assembly; signal transduction. Gene Ontology annotation, molecular function: ATP binding; protein serine/threonine kinase activity. The coding region runs from base 481 to 4476 and encodes 1331 amino acids. The record is from RefSeq and is a predicted model, not a curated record. Gene Ontology annotation, cellular component: ciliary basal body; cytoplasm; nucleus. The transcript is spliced from 16 exons.
GGGGUGGCGGCGCGGGUGAGCGCGGCCGGGCUCCGGCCGGGACUGCUGCAGGGAUGGCGCCGGCGGCCGUGAGGGAGUUACUCGCUGUGGGGAGGGCUCCGGGCGUCUCCGUAGGCUCCUGAGCGCCCCUCCGCGCUGCGCGCAGCCGUUAUCCCUCCCCGCGGGAGGGCCGGCGCCGUCCCAGCACUGCAGUCGCCAUAGAGACCGCGCCGCAUGCCAUGGGGCGGAGGCUGGGCCAAAGGCUGGGCCGGGGGGCGCCGAUCUAGCCGUGUGUCGUCCCUCCCUGCACCGCGCAGGCCAUCCCCCACGGUGUCCGGGGGCGCUGGGCUCCACAAGGACUCGCCGUGCCGCCCCAAGCAGCCGACGCCGACGCCUCGGCCCCGUUCCAGUCCCUGGUUAAAUGGAAGCCGCAUCUGGGAUCUGGAUGGUUUCUGCUAACAUAGACUUUGCAUAGCAGCUCCAUUGCCUCAGGAGGUUGCAAUGAGUGGAGGAGGGGAGCAGCCUGACAUCCUCAGUGUGGGAAUCUUGGUCAAAGAAAGAUGGAAGGUGUUGAGGAAAAUAGGAGGUGGAGGAUUUGGAGAAAUUUAUGAUGCACUGGACUUGCUUACUCGGGAAAAUGUUGCACUGAAGGUCGAAUCAGCUCAGCAGCCAAAGCAAGUGCUGAAAAUGGAAGUAGCUGUAUUGAAGAAAUUACAAGGAAAAGAUCAUAUCUGUAGAUUCAUUGGAUGUGGAAGGAACGACAGAUUUAACUAUGUGGUGAUGCAGUUGCAGGGUCGGAACUUGGCUGACCUGCGUCGGAGCCAAUCUCGAGGAACAUUCACCAUUAGCACCACUCUGCGGCUUGGGAAGCAGAUCUUGGAAUCUAUUGAAAGCAUUCAUUCUGUGGGGUUCCUGCACAGGGACAUAAAACCGUCUAACUUCGCAAUGGGACGUUUUCCUAGCACCUGUAGGAAGUGUUAUAUGCUGGAUUUUGGCUUGGCACGGCAGUUUACCAACUCGUGUGGGGAUGUCAGACCACCACGAGCUGUUGCUGGUUUUCGAGGAACGGUACGAUACGCAUCAAUCAAUGCUCAUCGAAACAGAGAAAUGGGUCGGCAUGAUGACCUUUGGUCCUUGUUCUACAUGUUGGUGGAAUUUGUGGUUGGGCAGCUGCCUUGGAGAAAAAUAAAAGAUAAGGAGCAAGUGGGCUCCAUCAAGGAGAGGUACGAGCACAGACUUAUGUUGAAACAUCUUCCUCAAGAAUUUAAUGUCUUUCUGGAACACAUUUCUAAUUUAGAUUACUUUACAAAGCCUGAUUACCAGCUUCUUAUGUCAGUGUUUGACAACAGCAUGAAAACAUUUGGGGUUAUAGAAAGCGACCCUUUUGACUGGGAGAAGAGCGGAACUGAUGGCUCUCUGACAACAACAACAACUUCAACCACACCCCAGUUACACACUCGUCUUACUCCAGCUGCAAUUGGCAUUGCCAAUGCCACUCCUAUCCCAGGAGAUUUGCUGCGUGAAAACACAGAUGAAGUGUUCCCUGAUGAACAGCUCAGUGACGGAGAGAAUGGUAUUCCAGUUGGAGUCUCACCAGAGAAACUACCUGGAUCCCCUGGGCACCAGCGUCCUCAGGAAAAAGAUGUUUGGGAAGAAAUGGAUGCAAAUAGGAACAAGAUAAAACAAGGGAUCUCUAAGGCUGCCACAGAGGAGGAAAACAGCCAUGGGCCAGUGAAUGGAAUGCUUAAUGCACCGAGCCUGGGUUCUCCAAUCCGUGUUCGCUCAGAGACCACACAGCUGGACAGAGAUGCUCCACUGGUGCGCAAGUUGCGUUCAAUUCACAGCUUUGAGCUGGAGAAACGUCUCAUGUUGGAGUCAAAGCCUGACACAGAUAAAUUUCUUGAGACCUGCUUGGAGAAGAUGCAGAAAGACUUGAAUGCUGUGGCAGAGACUCCUGUUGCUGCUGCUCCUCCUCAUUCUCAGAAAACAUCCAUUCCUGCCCGCAUGGACCACGUUUGGCACUAUGAUGAAGAAUAUCUUCCAGAUGCUUCAAAGCCUGUGUCAGCUAGUUCUCCAGAACAUGCUGAUGGUGUUAUUAGCAAUGGAUUUGUAGCUGUCAACUUAAGCUCCUGCAGGCAGGAGGUGGAUUCUAAGGAAUGGGUGAUAAUUGAUAAGGAGCGGGACUUGCAAGACUUCAGGACAAACGAGGUGUUGGGACACAAAAUGACUGGAAGUCCUUCAGAUGAAGAGCCAGAGGUACUACAAGUUCCAGAGGAGUCCACUCCAGAGGAGCAGCCCAGACAAGGUGGUUGGGCCGGAAACAAUAUCCAUGCCAAGAACCAAACCUCAGGGGCAGAGUUUAUGCUAGCAGUGGAGUGUCAUCCUGCUGUUUCCGAACAGCUUACAGAUAAAUUGGAGCUUCUGUCUGGAGCUGCUGGACAGCUUCUUGCAGCCACCCCUACAAGUCCUAUGGAAGCUCAAGCAGAAGGAGCACUCACUCCGCUCAACUCAUCUCAUUUGCUGCAUUUCUCCACUCCAAGAAUUUCAAGUCCCAUCCUCCGCACCAUGAGCCCUAUAGCCUAUCUAUCCAUCCACUCGGACCCUCUGAAAGAGGCUGGUUUACAAAGGAGUCAGUCAGCUGAGAGCCACUCCUCUUCCUCCCACCGCUCUGCUGGUCGUAGGCAGCUUCCUGUCAUUCCCUGUGGCAACAGGUUCCCCCCUGUCAUUCGCAUCUCAAAAGCACAACUUCAGCAGGUAACAAUACCCAGACCUUCAGUGGCAUCCACACAGUCUGCUUCAGAGAGCUUUCCUUAUGGCCACCAGCUAGAGAAAAGAGAGCAGGAUGUUCAUUCUAUGGAACACACUGUGGAACUUUCCUUGCCAAAGGAAAGUUUGCCAGGUUUGGUUGUGACAGAUGACACGUGUCCAGCUAGUGCCAGCAGACCAGAUUUGGUUCUUAAUAUCAGCCAAGAGGUGCUUGACAGGGAAGGAGUUGUCAAAGAAUGUGUCAAUGUCCUGAAUUGUGGCCCAAAAGACCUACCUGAACAAUAUAGUGAGAUACAGGAAGUGAAAGAACUUGAAAACAGUCCUGUAGAGGAGGCUGAGGAAGAGAGACUUCCAGUGGUUUCUGAAGAUGCCGUUGAAAUGUUAAGCAAAGAACAUAACUCUUCUUUGCCAGGAAACUCAAAAUCUGCAGAAGAAGAACCUCUAAUGAAUACUGAAGCUGCUGAAGAAUCAAAGCCAAGGCCUGUCUCUUUGGGACCAAAUCAAGAUGAGGCUUUGAAGUUGACAGCUCCUAAAACAUCAGAAUUUUCUCCCUCACGACUUACCAACUCUCAUGUUAAUAGGCAGGCAAGCAAAGUAGCACCACUUCAGGAAAAUGGUUUUCAUUCUAAUAAGGAAGAAGUCCAUAUCCAAGACUUGAAAUGCCACCAAGUGGCCCUUACUACUUUUUUGCACCAGGAGGACAAAAAAGAGAAAAGUACUCCCAAAAAUGGAGAGUUACUGCACUGCAUUUCAGAAAAUGAGAAUUCUCAUCGAUCCAGGAGGGACUUAGUUAGAUCUCCUUUUGCAUUCAGGCAGAGCCGAAUCCCAGUUUUAGCACAAGAGAUAGACUCAACAUCAGAGUCCUCUUCUCCUGUUUCAGCAAAGGAAAAGCUUCUUCUGAAAAAGGCCCAUCAGACAGACUUGGUCAGACUGCUUAUGGAAAAAAAACAGCUCAAGUCUUUCCUUGGUGACCUCUCAAGUGCCUCUGAUAAGUCAUUGGAAGAAAAAGUGGCUGCUGCUACAGUACCAUUUUCUGAGGAUGAUGUCUUGUCCUCAAUUUCUAGACUGACACUGGACUCUCAUUUCAGUAAACAGACAGAAGAUAGCUCGUUAUCUCCAAGCAGCCCUCAGACCAGAAAAAGCAAGAUUCCAAGGCCAGUAUCCUGGGCAACUACUGAUCAAGUCGCCAGUUCAAAUUCAGUUCAGUUCUUUCCACGGCCACCACCAGGAAAACCACCUGCUAGACCUGGGGUAGAAGCUAGGUUACGCAGAUACAGAGUCCUAGGGAGUAGCAGCUCGGACUCAGAUCUUAUCUCUCGCCUGGCUCAAAUCCUACAGAACGGAUCUCAGAGACCAAGGAGCUCUACCCAGUGUAAGAGUCCAGGAUCUCCACAUAGCCCAAAAACACCACCCAAAAGCCCUGUCAUCCCCCGACGCAGUCCUAGUGCCUCCCCUAGAAGCUCUUCUUUACCCCGUACUGCCAGUUCUUCUCCAUCCCGGGCUGCAAGAACCCAUCAUGAUCAGAGGAGUUCAUCUCCACAUCUUGGGAGGAGUAAAUCACCUCCUAGCCAUUCAGGCUCCUCAUCAUCUAGGAGAUCCUGCCAACAAGAGCACUGCUGCAACAAACCAAGCAAGAAUGGUCCAAAGGGAUCUGGCAGUUCCUUCCACCAUUCCCCAAACACUAAGAAUUCCACAGGAAAGAGCAAAUCAACCACUAAACUUAGCAGAUAGGAACUGGGCCUUGACAGGUAUAAAACCUCCUCCUAAAUCUGAUGCAUGUUAUGUCUGUGUACUGUGUGUUUAAAAAAAAUCAAAAAUUUAAUAUUAAUAAAAUGAUGUUGAGUCUGUGCUUUUUAAAGAAAGUAAGCAUCACAAACCAUUCAUGAGAAAGCAUCCUGUGUAAAUAGGCGGCCAGGCAUUGCCUAAGAGCAGGCAGCAAGCAGAUCUGUGAGAAGGGAAAUAGGGCCCAGGAUAAAAAUGACUAGGUAGUCAAAGAUGUGCAAUGUUUUUAGAGUAAAAAAUAUAUCUAAGAUGGGCAUUCUGAAAGGAUACUUAUUUCCAUGUUUUAGUUUAGCUAGCUAAAAGAUUUGGCCAAAUUAUUUAAGGGUUUACAUGCUCAAGGAAUAUGUAGGAAAACCUGAAGCAGUUAUUCACUAAAUGGUAUCACCACCUGGGAGAUAAGUACUGCUCAAGCAUGUCUUUUUAGGUUUUAAAAAGCACACACUGUAGAAGAUGAUAGCAUUUCUAAUUUGAAAGUCUUGAAGUUUUGAGCUGCACACAUCUCCGAGUCACUCAGUGCUCAUCUUGUCCUCUGUCUACCGUGGCACUGAUUUUUUUACCUAAGGAAGUGUCAUAUAGCUUGCCUGCUCUUGAGACUGGUGCCAUGUUAAAAGUUAAGAUGUUUUCGUACCCAUGUUCUUCAAAAAUAAUUCAGCACUAAUUAGGAUUUGAUAAGCUAAUUCUCAGUACACUUCUGCGGGAGUCAUUGUGGGGUUCUUUAAACCCCAUGCAGGAGAAUUUAGGAAAGCAUUCCUUCCUGGGCAAUGAGAGAAAGGAGAUGUCUGCUCUUCACUGAGUGUUGCAGAUGUACUAUAAAUUGCAAUGCAAGUUAGAAAAUAAGUUAUGAAACAGAAGUAUCUUUUCUCCCUUAACUGGCUUUUGUUUUUCCAUUAGUUUUGGACCACUUCAUCCACAGACCAUUACUGCACAGAGAUGAUUACUGACCAAGCUUUGCUUUUUUAGCCAUUUGUUUUAUAAGAAUGUGAAAGAUGAGACAAAGAUGAGAUUAUCUGCCUUGUGACCUUGGUAGGUUUUAAGUGAUGGAAGUAUACUUAACUUUCUUAUGACAUCUGUGUAAGAAUAUUAGUCAUCAAAACAAAACACACAGAAAGUGAUCUGUGAUUUUUUUUGUGUGUUGUGUUCUCCUUGUUCAUUGCCCAAAUGUGGUGAGCCUUUCUUGUGCUUUUUUUUUUUGUCAGCCAAGCUUUGUUGUCUGUCAGUAAAGUCCAUGGUGUCUAAUUCCUCCAACUUUGUUUGGGGGUUACUUAAUAAUCUCUUUUGCUUUACAGGAUCUAUGUAGGGAGUGUAAUGGUACAGCACCUUUUGCAAUAUUCAGAACAGAACAAUGGGUCAGAAUAGUUGCGCACAAAAACGCAAGCCUGGGAGAGACGCAGGCAGCUCUCCCUUAUUAAGUCUGUUGUGGGGAUGCUGGAUGCAGAGGAGACUUGUCAGUUACUGGUCUGCUUGCUGUAGUCGUAUGCCUCUCCACCCAGCAUCUGUGCUUUUUUCAUUUAGCCUCUGCCAAAUGAAUACCUUUGGAUUAAAAAGGGAAUAUUUUGUCUCCGAGCUAACACAUUCUAAUGCUGCAUUAAAGCUGCCCUGGAGCUGCACUGAAUUUCACUUGCUUUGUCAGAUGAUUUUGAUUAUUUUUAUCUUCUUUCUUAUUAUGACUAUGUAUAUUAUUUCCCAUGUGUAAUGUAGCACAGUGUGGAACCUCAAUUUCAUUCAGGUUUCAAGCACUACAGAUGAAUGCAAUAGGUAGGUUAUACCUGCUUUUUCUGAAGAAACUGUACCAUUGGAAAGUCCUAUUCCUUUGUAUUAUACUGUAUGAUAGGUGCUAUACCAAUAGUUGCAUGUCCUCAUGGUAAAUUAUAUAAUAUAAAUAUUUAUAUAUAUACAUAUAUAUAUAUAUAUGCUUAUAUAAACUCAUUCUUCCUCAUUUUUCAUCUGUAAUUUAUGGACCACAGUUCCCUUUCUGUUAGUUCCUGAAUACCUCUGGAAUUAUAUCUUCUAUUUCCCCCUGAAAAUUCAUGGAAUGCAAAAAGUCUAAUAACCUUUAUACCUUGGUACAAGAUUGAAGGACUUCUACUUUCUCAACCAGCCUCUUUUGUCUUGCAGCUUGUUUUUUUAAUUUAUGAUUUUGUGUGUGCAUUUGCAUAUGAAACAAGAACAGAGACUCAAAGGUAUUGUUAUUUUUAUUACAAAUAGGGCUUAUGGUUACUAAUUUUUAUUUCAUAAUGUGAGUUCUUAAUUGUUAUGUAUACUUGUCAUACAGGGACAGUCAAUGAAUACUAGAUGAAUGUGACAACAACAUCUUUCUCUUCUUGUUGUCCUUAUGUUUCCUUACUGUACAUUGUAAAAACAAUUUCGUCCCAUUGUGAUAUUUUUGCCCUAGGCACUGCUGGAAUUGUGUUAAGGUGGUAUGGCAGCCUCUGAUUAUUUCCUCCCCUUUCUCCCUUAUUUCUGAAAAACAUUUAUUGUGGUCUUGUAAUCUUAUUCCUAUGUUAACAUGGUCAGUUUUGAUAGGUACCACCUUUAUGCAUCCUUGCCUGAAAUGCUGAAGCUGAGGUGUUUAAUAUUUGCUCUCUGUUGUAGCAGGAUCCAGGAACAGGGUUGCUGUACAGGUGAGAAAGAAUAUAGCAUCUGAGGAUUUUUUAUGCUGUCUUCAGAGUUUAAACUUGGCCAUUGCUACACAUUGCUGUGUAAAAUAAAUCAUUGCUGUAGAAAUUUACUUGUACUUGAACUACUUGCCAAUGUAAAAAUAGUAAACUAUGCCAAAACAGAGGAAGAGAUACUGCUUGUGACUGAUGUUCAGAAAAAGGUAAAAGAACUGUGUAUCCCCAGCUGCUUUUUGCUGUGGAUUCAAACGGGGUCUAAUGAGAAAGUCCUGAAGAAAUGAAUAGAGGAGUGAUUGUGAAUAAGUUACCUUGAACUAACAGCUCUUCUGUUUUUUAUUGCUUGAUGCCCUCUCCCAAAAAGUUUACAGAAUUGCUUACUGUAGUCUAAUGUAGCAGUCAGUUAGUGUGGUUAGGUAAUAGUCAGCUGAUCAACUCAUACAUAAAUAUUAGCUUAAUAUUUCUAGAGGGCUUGUAUAAUCAUCAAAAACUCUGUAAGCUUCAUAUUUGAAUAUACAACUGACUGCAUAAAAAUGCCAAUGUACAUGUGUGUGGCCCUUGUGCAGGGUGUGAAUGAAUGGUUUAUGAGGAUUAUCCACAACAAAUUUUCAGGGACGGGGAAGACUUUUCUCCAUUGUACAAAACAGUUACAGUCCUUCUGCAUAGCACACAGCAGCCUACACAAAUAUAUCAGCUGGGAAACAGUAUAAUCCUAGGAGCUGUUGCUUUUUUCCCUUCGAGCCUCCGUUUCUUUGGAGAGCAGCACACUGGAGCCAUAACAUGUAGCAGAUGCAGAUGCUGCACAUGCAUCUUCUCUUUAUGGUGUUUCCUGUGUUGUGGCCAGCACUUUUUAGUGCUUUGCAUUUUGUAAAAAAAAUGAGGCAUAAAACCUUUAAACUCAAUUAGAAGUCAAAAUGACUGAACAUUUCACACAGACUUUUGUGCUACAGUGUUGCAUGGUGUAAUCAAUCUACAUUUCAACCUCAAAAAUCUGUAUUACUCUCAUUAUUGAUUACAAAUGCCAAUUACUGCUUAAGUAAAAACCCUGUUAAAAGUAAUAGAAGAUGUGAUACAGUAGAGCAGCACUGGCAGGCUAUAUGCUGUAUGAUGCUGGGCAUGUAUCUACUACUUCAGCAGGGUUGGCAAGCAUAGCAAAUUUCACUGCUCGAAGGCAGGAGCAAUAUGAGGUCUUAAGUGCUAGUUACACACAAUGAUUCAGAAGGCAAACCCCUGGGGAGUGACACAGGGCAUUUGUUAUAGCCACAUCCUGUUUUGGGAAGUCUGGACAUGUUCUUGCCUUGAAGUGUGCAUGAUUGAGAUCAAGCUUUCUCGCAUACCUCACUAAACAUCCUUAAUGUAAAGGGUAGGAUCUGGUCCUAUAUCUUUUAAAAUAGCUUGAAAUAUUUUUCAUCUGAAAUAGACUUGCAAGAGCUCUGUCAUUUACAAUUUGUAGUAUUAUGGUGUUAACUAUAAUUGGGAGAACACACAAUUUUGAUUUUAUAUAUAUAAAUACACAUUUGUAUAUAAGUGUAUAUAUACACUGACAAGAUUCUGUAUAUUAUAUAGAAACAUACAGAUACACAUACAUAUGUGUGUAUAUACAUAUAGAUAGGAACAGCCUCAGAUAUUGCAUCUUGUUUACUGGAAUUUGUUUGCCAGAGUGAGCUGAGGCCUGUUUUGCUUUGGUUUGCUCUGGUCUCUUCAUCUACUGUAAUUUCACUUUGCCCUAAUUCUGAUUCUGUGACUUUUCCAUAUUACAAGGCCUGAUCCUAUAGUCCUACUUGGGCAAAACAAGGGUCCCUUAAGUCCUUCUUACUGCAAAGUUAUGCAAUGUUUGACUAUAAUACAUAUAAAAAGUCUGUUUUUUCUCUUUGAUGAGAAUGUAGACAAAGCCAGGCUUAUUGUACAGACUCUUUUCCUGUAGACAGAAUUUUUCCAUAAUGGAUUGGACUUUUUUGUGGAACAUUUGGAGAGAUAAAAACAUUCUGGUAAGAGGAAAGUCAUUAUUCCAAUUUCUUAAAAGGCUCUUGUGGCAAACUAUGUUCUGUGCCUCCAAAUUUUAUAUAUUAAAAGAGAGAGGAAUCUUCUGAAAAGGAUUGAGAGAAUGAGAGCUCAAACUCAAAUUGGUUUCUCAUCGAUGUAUGAGAAAUAUAUUGAAUGUAAAAUAUAUUGAUUGUAAUUUUUUCAUGCAGGACUGAUCUUUUGAGGUGACAAGAGCCAUGUCUGACUUGUCAGUUCUAGAGAGCAAGAGACUGCUUAGGUGUUUUAGGUGAACACCCUGAUUCCCUUGUAGCAUGUUCUCUGUGUUUCCACUGCACAGAGAGGUCAGGGGACUGUCAGCUAUAUAAAUUAAAGCCCUGGGGCUUACCUGUGGUUUCUUUCAUCAGCUCGUAAAAGCUUUGGAUGCUUGUUCCUAUUUGUGAAUCUUGUGGAAUGGGGCAUAAUGUUUUUAUUCUACUACUUUUAGCUAAUCAUGUAGGCAGUAAACUGAAGGGGUUUGUUGGCUGUUUCACUUUUGGCUCCAAUGUCAUCGGUUGCAAUUACUGCAAUUUCCAGAAACCAGUAGUGAUGGUAAAUGGAAGCAGUGUUUAGUGUUUCAACUACAUGCAAUACAUGGGCAUAGGUCAUACAUUUCUUGGCUAAUACAUGCAAAUUGCAUAAACAUGCACCUCACACAAGAAUACCUCAACUGCCUGCUUGAAGCAAGUCUUCCUUUUGCCUACAUAUGACAUUUGUAAAAGAGAAAAUUAUAUAAAUGUCAGCCUGAAUUAUAUAAUAAUGGCCUGGAAUUAUCUUAAGAUACUGUCACAUGCCAAAAGAAAACCCAAAACUGUCCAUUUCCCUAUGGUUUUAAUCAUCAGGCUUUUAAAUAUUAACCUUUGAGGGGCUUGGCUGAUAUUAAAAAAAAAAGGAAAAGAAGUAUGAGAGUGUGUUGAAGUCCAACCCAUUCACUUGGCUGCUACUCUAACCAUAGUGUUUGAACAUGUAGACUGAUUUGGCUCUCCAUUUUUGUAACACAUUGUCUCUUAACAGUGACAAACCCAAAUGUUAGCAUAGAUCAUUUACAUAUUUUGCUUCUGUUUUUUCUGUACUUUGGAUCUUUGGGAAUUCUUGCUGUUCUUGUGCGGGUGAAACUUUUCAUUAGAAUCAGUGUAGAGUCUUCUUUUGUUGAGGUUCCCUGUGUAGAGACUGAAGGAAUACUCUCACUAAAUACCAUAUUUGCAUUCGAUGUAUUUUAACUUGGAAGUAGCUUAUUUUAUUUUAUUAUCACACAACAUGCCUUUUGAUCCCUGCUUUUCUGUAAAAAUGCUGCUGAGAGCCAGCUUUGGCCAAGAGUACAGAGUGGUUUCUUCUGAAACAACAGCCCAAGUGAGAUACUCAUAAGAGGUCUUCAUCAUGCACAACUAUCAGUGGGAAUUCAGCUGGAAUUAAAUAAUGUGAGUUACAGGUGUUUGUUCCUUUUGAGAUUGCUUUAUCUUUGAUCUCUUAGAGGACCUACAGUAACAGCAGACCAGCUUGCUUCAGAAGAUACAGUGUAAUUAGUUUGGCCUGACUGACUUCAAAUCCUUUUAAAUUCCUAUCUGCUGUGUGACAAGCAAGGUGAGAAAUGUUUGACAUGUCAGGUGGGAUUUUUUUUGGCUAGUUCAGAUCUUUUUCCUCUGACCAGUGAUCUGGAUUGGUUACCUGUUAGCCUUCUCUGCAUCCUCUUUACUUAGCUAGAAAGCAAGAUUUGAAAUUCUUUCCCAGCUUAUUUCUUUCCAUAGUCAGGCCAGAGAAGAGUUUCAGGGCUUGUGCUAACAGAUGCCAGUUUUCAGUGCUUUCCAAUGAAUAUCCAAACUAGUCAAUUAAGGAAAUCACCAGCAAUGCCUUCAGUACUGAUUUUUUUGAAGCUGCCAACCAUUGGCUGCUAAUCUGAAAUCUCUGGGCAAUACCAUAAAGUGUAAACAAGUCUGUGUAUUAAUUAAAAACACAACGUUGUCACCCCAUAAGAAAUUAAGUACUCAACAGUGUGCAGUGUGAUAAAAUUCAGUGGAAAUUAGUUCCAAUAUUGUUACCAUUGAGGAAGACAAAUGCAGAGUCCUUCAAAUUCUCAGUAAUUGCAGUUCUCUUCCCCUCCUUGGAAAUCUUCUAAGCCAUUCUUUUACUUUUAAGUUUGCUCAGGCACCCAAGAACAUAAAGAGUUAAUGCCCUUGUAAUGGUCAUUUGUACAUAAAGCUGUAAUUAUUUAUUUUCUCAUUUGUACCAUAUCAAGGCUUUGUACAAUGUUUUAAGUUUUGUUUUCAAAUUAUUUUGUAUUUUAUUUUUAUAAACUGGUUCUAAAUAAAAUAUUCAUUCAGCAUGCAAAA